Molecule: messenger RNA, 2437 nt
Organism: Lates calcarifer (barramundi perch)
Lineage: Eukaryota; Metazoa; Chordata; Actinopteri; Centropomidae
Gene: mtap
Product: methylthioadenosine phosphorylase
Biological process (GO): nucleoside metabolic process
Cellular component (GO): cytosol
Molecular function (GO): S-methyl-5-thioadenosine phosphorylase activity
Source: RefSeq, a predicted model, not a curated record
AAAAACUCCAACAGGAAGAGAAGGUUCUAACGGAUGUUGUUCCGGCUACGAAACGUCUUCCUCAGUUCUUGUUCAAUUUCUCGCUCUUACAGACAACCAAACAGUCGUCAUGGCUUCCUCUGUGCCCAUUAAGAUUGGAAUAAUUGGUGGUUCAGGCCUUGAUGAUCCAGACAUCUUGGAGGGAAGGACUGAGCGAUAUGUCGAUACACCGUAUGGAAAGCCCUCUGAUGCCCUGAUCCUGGGGAAAAUCAAAAAUGUGGAAUGUGUUCUCCUUGCAAGGCAUGGCAGGCAACACACCAUAAUGCCUUCCAAUGUGAAUUACCAGGCCAACAUUUGGGCGCUGAGAGAAGAGGGCUGUACACAUCUGCUGGUUACCACGGCCUGUGGCUCCCUGAGGGAGGAGAUUCAGCCCGGAGACAUCGUCAUCAUAGAUCAGUUCAUUGACAGGACUACCAAGAGAGCUCAGACGCUGUAUGAUGGACAGCCCACCAGUCCUCCAGGUGUGUCUCACAUCCCCAUGGCUGAGCCUUUCUGCAACAGAACCAGAGAGGUUUUGGUGGAGGUGGCGCGGAGUCUGGGCAUCAAGUGUCAUGUGCGAGGGACUAUGCUGACCAUUGAAGGACCCCGGUUUUCCUCGCGGGCUGAGAGCCUCAUGUUUCGUCAGUGGGGUGCUGAUGUCAUCAAUAUGACCACUGUGCCAGAGGUGGUCCUCGCCAAGGAGGCCGGCCUGUGCUAUGCCAGCAUCGCCAUGGCAACAGACUACGACUGUUGGAAGGAACACGAGGAGGCGGUCUGUGUUGACAAUGUACUGAAGACGAUGAAGGAGAACGCCAACAAAGCCAGCAGUAUCCUGCUCACUGCAAUACCCCAGAUUAGUCAGAUGGACUGGGCUCAGACAAUGAAGACCUUGAAAUCAAUGGCACAAUCUUCAGUAAUGUUACCAAAACACUAAGGGUGUAGAAAACAAUAAAGUAGAAAAGGAUAUGGAUUCCAGACACCACCCGCACCGACUCCGACACGGACAACAGACUCAACCCUGCCUGUGGAUUUGUCAUCAGUGAAUCAUAAGAAAGUGCCUCACAUAAAUAAUGCAUGCGCUGUGUCUUCAGCUGGAGUUUCAGUGUUUUUUUUCUCAACUCAAAACACACACAUAAAAUCCCCCUCUCUGGCCUCUCCACAUUCAUGAACACGUCACCCUUUUUCUACUGAACACUUCAUUCCAAUCACUUGAUAAGGUACAAAACAUUUCAAAAAAUCCACAAAAGCUUUAAGGUCUUCUUGCAGUUAUACUAGACAUUUUUUUGUCUUAGUUAAACUAGUUAAACAUUUCAAGUUUUUAUAUUUGUUGCUAGUAAAUCAUUGGUGUCUUUAUAUGUUUAUGCAGGACAUAAUAAAAAAACAUUGCAACUUUAGCACAUGAAUACUUUGCUGCUGCCUUAGUCUUAACUAAUAUACUUUUAGAGGUUGAGUCUGAUGUCUUGAACGUCUUUGGUACUCAAGUAAAAACUUUUUAAUGCCUGCAUAUACUCCAGCAAAGUGUAGUUAGGAUAAAACUCUUCGUUUUGGGAAUGUCUCUCUCUUUGCCUGUUGGGCACAUUUUUAUAUUUUGUGGAAUACUUUCAUUUUUAUUUAUUCUAUAUAACUGUUUUAUGUGCUUCAUGAAUCCAAACUUAACAACAUUUCAUUUAUAUAUCAGCUAGCAUCUGCACAGUAUAGGCUAACUUUUCCAGCUAUCAUUAAACCAGUUAAUCAGUAGUAUUUUUUAGUACUUUUGAGAUACAUAUACCGACACAGGUGAGGCAUUUUUGCACACCUAAAAUGUUUGAUAUAUUGUAUCUUCAUACUGUAAGAUUCAGCAUUAUCUAAUGACGUUAGCAUUUUUGUAGGAGUGCGAGGCCUUCUGGUACCACUCAUGUCAUGUGACAUAUCUGCAUUUCCUGCAACUGAACCUCAUCACACUGGCACAGUGUCUAAAAAUAUUUGCUCUCCUUGUAUUUCCUCUUUGCUGCCUUGUAUUAGCAUAAUGAACAAACUAUAUUAUGCAGGAUAAAUGGACUCGAUAGAGACUUCCAGAGACUUUGACUAUUCAGUGAGCUGAGGUCAUGUUUUGGAGUUGUCAGUAAACAUUUUACAAUUUCACAGCAGUUUGGACUGAUGAAAUGUAUCUCACCAUUUGCAGUUUAAUUUGUCACAUGCUCAUCCAGUAUGUGCUGUGUGGUAAACUCUCUACUCUCCUGUGUAAAAAUGGCAAGUGUGUUAUAAAGAAUAAUGAUUAGAAUAAUAAGAGUUAAAGAGAAGACUCAAGAGAAAAUAAAUGUGACGGAGAAAGUGAUGGUGUAUUUAUAUCCUCCAGAAUUGCCAUUUCAGAUUUGAACUUCUGCUCCUGAAGCAUUAAUGUUUGCUGGAAAUAAAUGUUGCCAUUGGUCUCAUUAUAUAA